Molecule: messenger RNA, 1416 nt
Organism: Echinostoma caproni
Lineage: Eukaryota; Metazoa; Platyhelminthes; Trematoda; Plagiorchiida; Echinostomatidae
Source: the annotation of a GenBank genome assembly
AUGCGCAAUGCCUCUUAUAGUCUGACACAAACGGUUCCCUGGUAUGAGUCUCGGGCACUAGAUUUGUGCAGCGUUCCAUUUCGUGUCCUGCUCACCCUACCCCUGUUUUGUUCCAUCUCUUCCCCCCUCCCACCCCACCCCCCUCCAUCAUACGGGCGUAUCAACCACCAGGAACAACUUGUUUCGAUGCACGUGCCCGGUGACGCGGACGGCACGUGGUUCGGGCUUCAUGAAACGGAGUUCGCCUACGCUUGGGCCGAUCGAACCCCGAUGCUGUGCCCUCGUACCUGUGGACUGCAGUGGACUGUUCCAGCCGUUAUUCAGCGGUCAUUUGUCAACUUUCUUCGGUGCCUCAAUCGCACCCGGUUUCUGCUGGGGAUACCGAUCCUGCCGGAUGGAAAACGAUAUCUUGUCCUUCGGGCUAUCGGCAGUUUGCAAAUCGGUGCUUUGCCGUACAUUGCACCGCAACUUUUGUCAUGGAAUGAGGCGAAUCAGUUCUGUGCCGAUUCGGUGCGCUCCGCCGGAUUCACGGGCUCUUUAGCCUCGAUCGAUAGUGGCCUCGUACAAGAAUUUGUGUCUAGUCUGCUUGAUGGUCUGCCGUUGAAGAGCACAUCUGCGUGGAUUGGUCUGAAACGAAUUGUUUCCGGACUGGCACCGAAAAUGAUUUGGGCAGACGGUUCCCCCAUGCGUUACUUACGUUCCGUUUACCGUUCGCGUAAAUUUGGUAUUUACAAUGACCGUCUGGAUGCAAAUGAAGAAGUAUUGAUCGAGCUCUGUUCUGCCAUCUAUCGCUCUACAUACCCUCGGAUCAACGGUUUAUGGCUUCAAAUGUCUUGCGAUCUGCCCAUCCUGUUGCCCGCUGUCUGUCAAGCAAUUCCAACUGCAUGGACAGAACAAACUGUCAAUCCUCCGAUUUCGUCCGUUUGUCCACCUGGUUUCCAUCCUGGUACGUCUGGGGAUGUCGCAUCUUCGACGCUAUCUAAACCUAUGUGCUACCGAAUUCUGGAUCCGUCUCGGAAAAUGACCUGGCAAAACUGGACGUGGAACUCGUCGGAACCGGUUCGAUACACCGAUUGGUUUAUCCCACCCACCCCAUCGCCUAGCGGCUGCUAUGUGUUCCAUUCCAAUCCGCACCACCACGACGAUCCGAUGUCAAUCAGUGGUUUGGGUAGCUUGCGACCUGAAUCCACAUGCGAAGCGUUGCAUUAUGCUAUCUGUCAAACCGUGGCUAGUCGCUCGCAACCCGCCAGUGCAGCAUCUUCAGCGCUGACCACAAUGCCCGCGACUCGGUUCGUUGAUGCCGACCGAAUACCGUCUAGGCCGUCGUGUUUCCGCUUGGAUGAGACCAGGCCUAACUCAUUGGAAUACCGUACCGAUGUGGUCCGGAGUGUAUCUGCCAAACCGUGUAUUCGGUAA